UUCAAACAUGUUCUUGAGAUUGAAUAAUAUUACUACUGUUCAAAGAACCGGGUUUAAAUACGUAACUAUAAAAGAAUAUAAUCGAAAGGCUUCCAAAACUGAUUAUCCAAAAAGAAUAUUUUCUGGAAUUCAACCUACUGGAAACUUGCAUUUGGGAAAUUACCUUGGUGCUAUACACAAAUGGACACAAUUACAAGAUAAUGGAGAAAAUGUUGUUUUUAGCAUUGUAGAUAUGCACUCCAUUACUUUACCACAUGAUCCCAAAGAGUUGAAUGAUAAUGUACUAAAAAUGACGGCAACAUUAUUAGCAUGUGGUAUUGACCCAAAGAAGAGUAUACUAUUUCAACAGUCUACCAUAGCUAUGCACGUGCAACUUUGUUGGGUAUUAGGAUGUAUAACCACUUUGGCAAGAUUAGGGCAUUUACCUCAGUUCAAAGAAAAAAGUCAAACAUUAAAAAAUGUUCCUCUGGGUUUGUACAUUUAUCCUGUUCUACAAGCUGCUGAUAUAUUAUUAUACAAAGCAACACAUGUUCCAGUUGGACAAGAUCAAGUUCAACACAUUCAGUUAGCGCAAGAUUUAGCUUUUAAAUUCAACAGAACAUAUGGAGACACCUUUCCUAUGCCACGUUCUUUAGUUAAUGAAAAUGCAAGCCAACGAAUAAAAUCGCUUCGUGAUCCUUCAAAAAAGAUGUCGAAAUCGAGCAAAGAUUCAAAGAGCAGAUUAGAUAUAUUGGAUAGACCUGACGAAUUGAUGGAGAAAAUUAAGAAGGCUGUUACAGAUUGUACAUCGGAAGUAACUUAUGAACCAGAAGAACGACCUGGAGUCGCGAAUCUAAUUUCUAUCCAUUCGAUGCUUACCGGAAAAUCGCCGGAUCAAAUAUGCUCUGAAGUAGAAGGGUUAAACACUGGAAAGUAUAAGUUGGUAGUAGCGGAUUUAGUUAUAGAAAAAUUGACUCCGAUUCGUGAAGAAUUUUCAAGAUUAAUCAAGGAACCGGCUUAUUUACAAGAGGUCUUAAAGAACGGUAGAGAAAAAGCAACGGAAAUUGCUAGCGACUGCUGGUAUGAGGUUCAACAUAAAAUUGGUUUUGAAAAUGAUAUUCCAAAUAUGUAUGAAAAACCUGUACAAAGAACUACACCCCAUACUUUGUCACCUAACUUUAAUCUAUCACCAGCACCGUGUCCUUUGGAAACUAUUACACCAGAAAAAUCUCUGCCUAAAGUUAAUGGCAAUUCCAGUUCGUCGUACUGUCUCCCAAGGCACGACAGCGACUACGACGGCGACGAGGACGGCGACGACGAAGACGGCGACGACGACGACGGCGACGGCGACAACGACGGUGACAGCGUUCACCCCUCGCCUCUUUUGCCCGAUCCUGCAGUAUCCAUGGCUACGUCGUCCGCGAGGAUUUCGCGCGAAAUACCGGAUAUAUCGGCCGCGUGA
Molecule: messenger RNA, 1441 nt
Organism: Habropoda laboriosa
Lineage: Eukaryota; Metazoa; Arthropoda; Insecta; Hymenoptera; Apidae
Gene: TrpRS-m
Product: tryptophan--tRNA ligase, mitochondrial
Exons: 9
Coding region: 8-1441 (477 amino acids)
Biological process (GO): mitochondrial tryptophanyl-tRNA aminoacylation
Cellular component (GO): mitochondrion; mitochondrial matrix
Molecular function (GO): ATP binding; tryptophan-tRNA ligase activity
Source: RefSeq, a predicted model, not a curated record